UCUCAAUUCUCCUAUCUCUCUCUCUGUCCGUCUCUCUCUUUGUCUCUAUAGUUCAUUACAAAUCCAAACACUUCUUCUUCUUCUUCUUCUUCUUCUUCUUUUUCUCCUUCUUCACAAAACAGAUCGCUCUGUUCUCAGAUUUAAAAACAGAGCACUCUGUUUCUGUCUCACAUGGCUGCAAUUGUGUGCCACGGUUUGCAGUCAUGCUUGGAAUCUCAGCUCGUUGAAUCAAGAGCUCUAACUCUGAGUUUCCCUUUCUCAAAACCUAACACUCCUCCUCCACAAAGUCCCAUUGAUUUACCCAUCAAAAAAAAUUCCUGGGAUUCAACCGCCAAAACCCAGGAAAGGCACGACAACAAAACUGACACCACCACAGGCUGGAGCUUUCUUCAAGCUCUGUCCAAUGUCUCGUAUGUCUCCAAGGAAUCAUCCACAGACAAAGAAAGCGUCUACGUUCAUCCUCAGGCGAAGCGAUCUUCGACUUCGAUGAGUCAGAAGAGUCUGGAACUGUGUACGGAGAAGUUAGGGAACGAAACGGGAAGUGACAUUGUUGAGAAUAAUGGUCAUCAGAUGGAUUUGCUGUGUUCAUCGCCGACAACAAGGAAGCAAGCGAUUCCACGUCAGGGUUGUUUAGGAGAAAGGAAAACGAGAACCCAGAAUUUUCCUCCUCCAUUGACGACCAUGAGAGGAUCUGAAUCUCUACAAUUAAGAACACACCGUGAAGAUGGAAGACUGGUAGUGCAGGCAAUCAGGGUCCCACCAAGUCCUUCAUGUUUUCAAGCAGAAAGAAGCCAUGGCCGCCUUCGGCUCUGGUUUUUGAAAAAUCACAGCAAGGUUGACCCAGAAGAGAUGCAAGCGAGCAAUGAUGAUGAAGGGGUUGAAGAAGAACGUGAAAGCGAAAGCGCAGAUAGCGAAAGAACAAAACAAGAGGAGGAUGAGGACAAAGAAGAAGAAGAAACAGAGGAGGAGGAAGAAGGUACAAGGAAAGAGUAUGAGAGGCCAAGGCGGUGCAAGGAAGGAGACGAACAAGAAAAUAUUGAUUUGUUAAAUAACUGGGGAGAGCCUCUUUGGGUGGCUAUUUCUUAAUCCUUUUCUUGUUUUUAAUCUCUCCUGAGAAUUUUCUUGGCUAUCUGACUCAAUCGAGCAUUGUCUCUUAAAAUA
Messenger RNA from Prosopis cineraria, 1161 nucleotides. Its product is annotated as protein FANTASTIC FOUR 3-like. Bases 172 to 1086 code for a protein of 304 amino acids. The transcript has a single exon. NCBI's taxonomy places the organism in Eukaryota, Viridiplantae, Streptophyta, Magnoliopsida, Fabales, Fabaceae. The record is from RefSeq and is a predicted model, not a curated record.